This is a messenger RNA of Daldinia vernicosa, 939 nucleotides long. Its product is annotated as 40S ribosomal protein S21-like protein. Bases 90 to 353 code for a protein of 87 amino acids. Gene Ontology annotation, molecular function: structural constituent of ribosome. NCBI's taxonomy places the organism in Eukaryota, Fungi, Ascomycota, Sordariomycetes, Xylariales, Hypoxylaceae. The transcript is spliced from 3 exons. Gene Ontology annotation, cellular component: ribosome; cytosolic small ribosomal subunit. Gene Ontology annotation, biological process: endonucleolytic cleavage in ITS1 to separate SSU-rRNA from 5.8S rRNA and LSU-rRNA from tricistronic rRNA transcript (SSU-rRNA, 5.8S rRNA, LSU-rRNA); translation; endonucleolytic cleavage to generate mature 3'-end of SSU-rRNA from (SSU-rRNA, 5.8S rRNA, LSU-rRNA). The record is from RefSeq and is a predicted model, not a curated record.
CCUACGACAACAUCCACCCCUUGCGAUAUUCCACGACCGCAACCAACCACCAAGCAAAUUCCGAUUACUACAAUCGACAAGCCGCAAAAAUGGAAAACGACAAGGGAGAGAUCGUGGACCUGUACAUCCCCCGAAAGUGCAGCGCUACCAACCGCAUCAUCAAGGCCAAGGACCACGCUUCCGUUCAGAUCUCCAUCGCCAAGGUCGACGAGAACGGCCGACAGAUUCAGGGCGAGAACCACGUCUAUGCUCUCUGCGGAUUCGUGCGCGCUAUGGGUGAGAGCGACGAUUCUCUUAACAGACUCGCUCAGCGGGAUGGCCUCGUGAAGAACGUCUGGAGCGCAGUCCGAUAAAUUCCUUUAUCAUCUGGGUGAUAGGCAUUGGUGUUCACGGGGAAUUCAUGACUGUAUGGUCGGCAUGGGAUUGUUUUUGAUGCUGCAUCUAGCCGGUUAGAUAAACCGCCACAUCCACGUUUCGGAACGAAUACAAACGAUUCCCUUUCGCGCCUUAAAUUCUCUUGAUUCCAGUAACCUGCUGCCAAACCCCAUACGGCUAGCGAAGUCUUCUCGCGUCCACCUCCGAGUGACCCCAUGGGCGAGGAUUCUGGGGCUACCUCGAUAGCCUCCGUGCCGAAGAUUAACAAUGGCCUUGAAAAAGCCGUAAUGCUCGAGACGUCCAUUACAGCACAGAUACGGGUCAAACAUAUUUCCUUCCUCGUAACUAGCUUAAGCCCGUCGUGUAUCCCACCUGCAUCCGUUUCCCAUGAUGCCCCCUGGACGUGUUUUAGAUGGCACAUAGAUUACCCCCCAACCCCUAGAUUUGAAGGAUUCCUCUCUGUGAUGUAGAGUAACGAUAGACGGCGUGCGAGCCUACGUUAGUUGCUAUCUUUUCAAAUUUAGAUCGUGUUCUAUCUAAAAUAUAUUCUAUUGGGUCCACGAA